AUGAAUUAAGUUAUGACUUUAGGAUUGAUUUCUAAAAAGAUAAUGGAUACUUAUGCUGUUUAAGUAUUUUGUAUUAACUCUUGGGAUCAUUGUUGUUUAAUCUAUCACAAAAAGAAAAUAUUAAUAAAAUACCAUUACUUGGAGUAGAAAAUUAUCAGAUAAAUUUUAUGGUGUAAAAAAAAAUCAUAUAGAAUAUUUGACAUAUCAAUGUCUAAAAAAAAUAGAUUAUACUUUUUAUUAUGCUAAGAUUGGUUUAUAUACUUUCUAAAUUUUGAAUUUUAGAUUGUUAAUAAAGUUCAAAUGGAAUGCAAAUAAUUUACAAAUCUGUUAUUUUUAGAUCAUUUGAGUACCUUUGUAAUGGUAUAAUUUAAUUCAGUAAGUACAUUUGAAAUUCAAAUGAAAGAAAGAUUUACUAUAAUAAAUUACCAAUAAUUGAGUGGAUCUUUAGAAUGGAACAGAUAAUGUAAAUUAUUAGAUUACUUUUAUAUUUUGUACAAUUCUAAAAACAUUACAAUUUAUGAUUUAAGAACUAUUAAACAUUUAGGAACAUUAUAAUUAGGUUUAACAAUAUCAGAUGUUCAUUAUAUUAAUGAUUUAUUAUAUUUAGGAGAUGCUUAUGGAACUUUGUGGUGUUAUGAUAUUAAUGGAACACUUUAAUAUUUUCAUGAACAUGCCCAUGAUGGCCUUAUUGUAAGUCUAACUGUUUAAAAAGAUGAAUUAUUUACAGUAGCAAAUGAUCUAUUCAUUAAAGUAUGGAAAUUGAAAAAUCUUAUAUUUUGUCAAUCUUAUCCAAUCUAUCAUCAACAAAUUUAAUAUUUCAAAUUCAUAAGUUAUUCUAAAUACUUUCUGUAAUCAGCUGAUUAAUUAUACAUUUGUGAUUUAAAUCAUAUAUUGUAAGCUUAUUAUUUACACAAUUCUUCAGUAUCUGCAAUGUCUAAUUAAUGUAUUGCUUUUAAAAAUCAUGUUUAUUAUUCUAAUAAAAAUCAUAAUGUCAUAUUUACAUAGAAUUAAAUUUAUUAAGUACUCUAAAUUAUUGAUAGCCCAAAUCAACAAAAUACAUAUUAUUUACAUCUAUCAAAUUAAACUUUAGUUAAGUGGGUAGAUAAUUAAGAGACAGAAGUUCUCUAUUUUGAUAAAAUUAGAACAAUAAAUGGAGAUAAAAUAAAUUAAAAUAUAACAUAUGUAUAAAUAAUUGCUUUAACUCUUCCUUUAUAUGAUGUUGAAUUGACUAUAGAUUCAUUAGAUAAAAAUAAAAUCUCUAAAAUGUUUGAAAAUGUCGAUUAAUCUUUUUAUUUUAUGAUGGGUUGUUCCAAAGGAGCAGUUUUAUGUAUACCAUUUGAACUUUAAACAUUAAUAUAUACUCGUAUUAAUUAUAACAAAAAUGCUAUUUCAGAUAUUAUUUACUUUAAGGAUCAAUUGAUUAUUAGAAGUAUUGAUAAUGUAAUUAACUUUGUUUAGAUUGAAUAUAAUAAAACAUCUUUACUUAAAUCAAUUCAAAUUCUUAAAUUAGGUUUAAUCCAUUUAAGUAAAAAUAAAUAGUUAGUAAUUUCACAAUCAAAUGAGUUAUAUGUAUUUAAUUAUAACUUAACUGCUUAUGAAACUAAUUCAGGUCAUGAAUCUGAUAUACAAAAUAUUACUAGUAAUGAAACUAUUAUUGUGAGUAAUUCAUCUUAAUAACUUAAAAUAUGGACAAAUGAUGGAUUUUGUAUAUAUACAAUUAAUUUUCAUGUCUAAAUAGAUUAUAUCUAUUAUUUAAAUGAUGAACUUAUUACAAGUUUAAAUGGAGGACUUUGUAUUUUGCCUAUUCCAGAAUAUGAAGUAAUAAAUAUAAACACUUAAGAAUAUUCUAAAAUUCACAUCAUAGAUAUAGGAAUAACUAAAACAAAAUCAUUUUAGAAAGAAGAAUCUUUAUAAUAAUAAUAAUAAUAAUUAUAAUAAUAAUAAUAAUAAUAAUAAUAAUAAUAAUAAUUAUAAUAAUAAAAAUCAUUUAUUUAAUAAAAGUAAUUUUAAUAUAAGAAAACUUUAGAUUUACCAAAAAUUAAACUAAAAGUUUAAACACAAAUUUAUUAAGAUAAUCUUUAGACUCCAAUUAAAAUUCCUAAAAAUUAAAAACCUGUUCAUAGUAUAAGUACUCAUUUAAGCAGUUGUAAUUCUAAAGUUCCUAUAAGCUAAAGUUUUGAUUAUAGUAUACAACAUGCAUUAAAUAGCAGUUGUUUAUUACCUGCUAUACCAAAAUAAAAAGAAGAUAAAUCUUUAUUGAAUUAAUAUUUAAAUAGAAGAGUCAAAAAAGGACAACCAAAAAAUAGAAGAGAAUGGACUUUAGAUAAAAAGAUUUUGGGAAAUAUUUUAUCAUAAAUUUGA
Molecule: messenger RNA, 2361 nt
Organism: Paramecium sonneborni
Lineage: Eukaryota; Ciliophora; Oligohymenophorea; Peniculida; Parameciidae
Source: the annotation of a GenBank genome assembly